AUGACUCCUCCAUCCAUGUCCUUGCCCCACGGGCCAUCAAGCCCACAUUCAUCAAACGAUGAGCCUAAACGGAAGAGGGUCAAGAAGGCACCUCAGGGACCACGAUGUCAAUUUUUCAUAGAGCGCAAGAAUCGGCAAUGUCCGUUACAAGUGCCCGCGGGCAAGAAUUGGUGUCGCCAACAUGAUCCAGAUCAAAGUGAAAGAGUCAAAUGCCCUCUAGACCCAACUCACAGCGUUGUUAAGAUUCAUUUGGCUGAUCAUUUACAAAGAUGCAAUAAGCGUUUUAAAGAAAAGCCAUGGUUUAAGAAAGACUAUCAUUGGUUAUCCUACAAAGAAGAAGCAAAAACGAUCAACGGCAGGUCCGAAGCUGCAGAUGGAUAUGAAAAGGAGUCAGAAUUGGAUGCAUCUAACACCAGAAGCGGAGAGUGUGAACAGGAGACAAUCCUGCAAGAAUGCGAUAAGGAAUCUGAUGAUCUUUGCAUUGCAACAUCAACUGCAAAUGCCGCACAAACUCAAUUGAUCAAGUAUGUCGUAUCUGUGUUGGAUGGGAUUACUUUUGAACCAUUGAAAAAAAAGCACCUUCACCAUAAAGGCCUUGAGCCUCGACUCAAUCAGGUUACGAAUCAGAAGCAUGCUCUUCAACAGCUGAGCCUCAUUGGAUCGCUAAAGGAAUAUGAUAUGCUUUCGGAAAACAACUAUUACGUUGAAUUCGGGUGCGGUAAGGCUGAGUUCUCCAAGUAUGUUGCAGAUUGCAUUACGCAUGACAAUCUGAAUACGCUGAUGGACAAGCUCGGAUUUGGGUUGAUCGACAGAGGUGUCAACAGACUCAAGACUGAUGGUAAGCUUAAACAAAUCACUCCACUGGUCAAACGAGAUCGCAUUGACAUUAAGGACUUGGACCUUGAAAAAUUCCUCGAGGGAGAACCGGCAACCCUGGUGGUUGCGAUACUGAAGCACUUGUGUGGUGUAGCUACAGAUUUGACUUUCAGAUGCCUUCACACUAUACAGAGUCGAGUAAAAGGAGCUGUAGUAGCUAUGUGCUGUCGCCACGUGUGCAAGUAUCAUCAAUUAUCUCCUGAGGCACGUCAAUUCUUAGCUCGACACCACAUUAAGGCAGAGUCACAUUUUAAAGCUCUUCAGAAAGUAGCACUGUGGGCCGUCGAUGGAGGUAAAGACGUGGAGGUGGGAUUGAAGGCCAGGCGGCUCAUCGAUGAGGCACGUGUACAGGGGGUGCGGCAGCAAUUUGCGCAACACCACGUCGAACUCAUCGAGUACGCCAGCCGUGAAACCACUCUUGAAAAUUGUGCUAUGUGUGUAUAUAUUAAGCGUUGA
Molecule: messenger RNA, 1332 nt
Organism: Diutina rugosa
Lineage: Eukaryota; Fungi; Ascomycota; Pichiomycetes; Serinales; Debaryomycetaceae
Product: tRNA:m4X modification enzyme
Exons: 1
Coding region: 1-1332 (443 amino acids)
Biological process (GO): tRNA methylation
Source: RefSeq, a predicted model, not a curated record